CGCUCUCGAGUAGAUUGCAUAGAGAUUGAUGUUUCUCGUUCUUCAGAUGGAGUUCUUUUCGCUCUCCAUGACAGGCAGGGAUUUGCAGCGCAUCUCUGGUAACACUAGUUCUAAGGUCGGACACUUGACCAUGAAACAGAUACAAGAGCUACGCAGUCUUCAUCAACAUGCCCAGCAAUUUGACGGUGGAAAAAUUCCCACCAUUGAAGAUGCCUUAGAGUUCGUAUCAGGCUCAGUCCGGCAAGUGAUUCUAGAUGCAAAGGUUGGACCUCCAUCAUAUGAAAAGGGGCUGGCUGAGGAUAUUCUUUCUGUUGUCAAAAGGACGCAGUGUAAGAAUUGCCUUGUAUGGGCUAAAAGCGACAGUCUAGCUAGGGAUUUGAUCAAACAAUCACCAGACACUAUGGUAGGCUACAUUGUCAUGACUGAUCCAACAACUGGGCGCAGAACCAAUUUAUUGCGGAUGAAAGAUGCUGCUGUGGUUGGUGUGUACCACCCAUUGAUUGACGAGAAGCUUGUCAGAGUUCUGCACAGGAGAAGCAAGAAGGUUUACGCAUGGACCGUUGACAAUGUGACUUCGAUGCGAAAAAUGUUGUUUGAGGGCGUGGAUGCCGUCGUUACAAGCGAUCCGACUCUACUUCAACGGCUGAUUCAAGAUACUAGAAUCCAAUGUCUUGAGGAAGGUUUUUCAUUCUCACAAUGAUCUUCGUUUCUUCCAAGCACUACACUACCAUACAUUUUUAUGAUUAGGUGAAUCUGUUGUAUAACAUAUAUUUCUUGGGCAAUGUCGGGUCAUAUUCUUUCUUUUAAAAGAUUGAUAUUGAUAUACUGAAAGGAACGCAUUACUUCUGAGUUUGAUUGGGGACCUUCUUAGUUAGAUGGUCUACCAUCCUAUACCUUUUACUGUAUUAUGUACAUUUAGCACAGACGUAUAUGAGUUUUUAAUGAUAUAAAUGAAAAAAAAAAUCAGAGGAAAAAAAAAAGUGACGCAGUGGAAUGAAGGAGAACGGGAUUUUACCAGCCUAACCGGGACGGAAGAUCUCCAAAUCCACCUAAAA
Morus notabilis is the source of this 1055-nucleotide messenger RNA. RefSeq names its product glycerophosphodiester phosphodiesterase GDPD4. Gene Ontology annotation, biological process: lipid metabolic process. Gene Ontology annotation, molecular function: phosphoric diester hydrolase activity. Bases 29 to 700 code for a protein of 223 amino acids. The transcript has 7 exons. The record is from RefSeq and is a predicted model, not a curated record. NCBI's taxonomy places the organism in Eukaryota, Viridiplantae, Streptophyta, Magnoliopsida, Rosales, Moraceae.